Molecule: messenger RNA, 1610 nt
Organism: Labeo rohita (rohu)
Lineage: Eukaryota; Metazoa; Chordata; Actinopteri; Cypriniformes; Cyprinidae
Exons: 7
Coding region: 12-1610 (532 amino acids)
Source: RefSeq, a predicted model, not a curated record
ACAGGGCAAGGAUGGCAAUGACAAGACCUUCUCUUCUCACUUUGAUUUUGGCCAGAGCUCUGACUUCUGUAACUGGUGAGCUGCAGAUGCCAAAACUUUCCCUGACCUCUACACAUGCAGUUGUUUCUCCUGGAGAAAAUAUCCAGUUCAGAUGCACAAAACCAAGAUGCAAUGCUAAUGCUGAAUUCCAGCUCUUCAGAAAUGGUUUAUCUGUAUCCUCCCAGACACAUGUAUCUAAUGUGACUUUUAACUAUAAUGUAGACGUCUCACAUCAGGGCAGCUACAGCUGUCAAUACUCCUACCAAAACAACAAGUCGCUUUUGAGUGACACUGUUAACAUCACUGUGGUGAACUUGCAGCAGCCCAACAUUUCCCACAGUGCUCCUGAUGAGGGGUCUCAGGGGUCAGUGAUCACUAGGGGCCACAGUUUCACUAUCAUCUGUUCCACUAUAUGUCAGUAUCCUGGAGGCUCUUUUCACCUGUUCAGAGGGUCAAACAUCACCAGGAAUGAAUCAGCUGUCAAUCACUCUGCCUCCUUCUCCUUUCCUGAGGCAGAUUAUUCACAUGAGGGAAACUACAGUUGUGUUUAUGAAGUCAGUGUCUCCUCACGCUCCUUCCGUUCAUCUGCAUCUGAACUGCUGCUCAUCACUAUCACAGUGAACUUGCAGCAGCCCAGCAUUUCCCACAGUGCUCCUGAUGGACGGUUUGUUAAGGGAUCUCAGGGGCCAGUGAUCACGAGGGGUCACAGUUUCACUAUCAUCUGUUCCACUGAAUCUCAGUAUCCUGGAGGCUCUUUUCACCUGUUCAGAGGGUCAAACAUCACCAGGAGUGAGUCAGCUGUCAGUCACUCUGCCUCCUUCUCCUUUCCUGAGGCAGAUUAUUCACAUGAGGGAACAUACAGUUGUGUUUAUGAAGUCAGUGUCUCCUCACGCUCCUUCCGUUCAUCUGCCUCUGAACUGCUGCUCAUCACUAUCACAGCCUCGCAGCUUCCUGUCAUUGGUGCUGCAGUGUCAGCUGUGCUGCUCUUAUUGUCUGUCCUCAUAAUCAUCCUCCUGCUGAAGAGAAGACAAAAGCAAAGAAACAAGGAAACUCAUUCGAAGUGCGCUUUUACAAAAGGUCAAGCUGCAUCACAUAGUACCAAAAAUGACGACAAAGACGAUGAGGUUGAUUAUGAAAGUGUAGAACUUGGUGAAAACAUGGAUCAUGGUGAUUCUGAACAGGACUAUAUUAAUGUGGACUCUGAUAAAUCUGAACAGGACUAUAUUAAUGUGGACUCUGAUCAAUCUGAACAGGACUAUAUUAAUGUGGACUCUGAUAAAUCUGAACAGGACUAUAUUAAUGUGGACUCUGAUAAAUCUGAACAGGACUAUAUUAAUGUGGACUCUGAUAAAUCUGAACAGGACUAUAUUAAUGUGGACUCUGAUCAAUCUGAACAGGACUAUAUUAAUGUGGACUCUGAUCAAUCUGAACAGGACUAUAUUAAUGUGGACUCUGAUAAAUCUGAACAGGACUAUAUUAAUGUGGACUCUGAUAAAUCUGAACAGGACUAUAUUAAUGUGGACUCUGAUAAAUCUGAAGAGAACUAUGUCAAUGUAACUAUUACAGAGUAA